AUGGCUAACAAGUAUUCCAGGCCCGGGGGACAGUCGGCUAUAGGAUUGGCUAUCGUAGGUGCAAUGACACAUUUGAUGGGUGUUACCCUGAUGAAUUAUCAGUGCGACACAGUCAUGGCCAUAAUAACAACGGGCAACUUGUUCAUGUUCAUGGUAAGUCCGCAACGUCUUGCACCGAUAGCCAGCCCUGAUAGCGAUAGUCCCAUAGCCGACUGUCCCCCGGGCCUGGAAUACCUGUUAACCAUCGACCAGAUACUGGUGCACCAAAAGAUUGAACUACUCGAGAUAUUAUGUGGGUGCGAAACCAACAAUAAGUACGAGAUCAAAAAUAGCCUGGGUCAAAAGAUUUACUAUGCCAAAGAGGAUACCGACUGCUGUACGCGCCAAUUGUGUGGACCAAUCAGACCGUUUGAUUUGAAAAUACUGGACAAUAAUCGCCGGGAAGUCAUACACCUAUACCGGCCCUUACGGUGCGACGGCUGUUGUUGUUGGUGUUGUCUACAGCGCCUGGAUGUACUGUCCCCUUGGGGUGAAAUACUGGGCACUAUUCGCCAGGAAUGGAGUCCAUGUUUACCGAAAUUCCGCGUCGAGGACGCCAAUGGAGAGUGUGUGCUAAUGAUCAGGGGGCCGUUUUGUGAGUGCUCGUGGAGGUGCGAUGACGUCGACUUUCCCAUCUACUCGGCCUACGACGACAGCCCUGUCGGCAAAAUCACGAAACAGUGGUCCGGAUUGGAGCGGGAGUUGUUCACCGACGCCGACCACUUCGGCAUAACGUUCCCCGUGGAUCUGGACGUCCACAUAAAGGCCGUCCUAUUGGGCGCCUGUUUUCUCAUCGACUUCAUGUUUUACGAGAGCCAACCAACAGAGCAAGACAGCCAACCAGAGAACGAGAACGAGAACGAACUGUCCUCCUGGUGUUUUGAAUGAACGACACCGGUAUUCCCAAAC
Oppiella nova is the source of this 948-nucleotide messenger RNA. Lineage: Eukaryota; Metazoa; Arthropoda; Arachnida; Sarcoptiformes; Oppiidae. The record is from the annotation of a GenBank genome assembly.